Plodia interpunctella (Indianmeal moth) is the source of this 6842-nucleotide messenger RNA. RefSeq names its product baldspot (gene Baldspot). Gene Ontology annotation, cellular component: endoplasmic reticulum membrane. Lineage: Eukaryota; Metazoa; Arthropoda; Insecta; Lepidoptera; Pyralidae. Gene Ontology annotation, biological process: sphingolipid biosynthetic process; fatty acid elongation, monounsaturated fatty acid; very long-chain fatty acid biosynthetic process. The coding region runs from base 367 to 1269 and encodes 300 amino acids. Gene Ontology annotation, molecular function: fatty acid elongase activity. The record is from RefSeq and is a predicted model, not a curated record. The transcript is spliced from 4 exons.
AUAGAAAAUGAAGGGGCGACACGGCGUGGCGUGAGACAAGUUCAUUCAAAUUUUCCUUUAGCCACUGUAUGCCGACGUCGGGUCUGUUAAAUAAAAUAGUUGUCGCCGACGUAUCGGCACUGUGAAUAAAUAGGCAACGUGAUCAUUUUCCGCGGUCAUUACACAAAUUAGUGUCUUAGAGUCGGUACGCCUCCCAUUGAGAUAUUGACAUUUGUCAACUGUGAUAUAACGAUACUUUCGGUAUCUUGUUAGUAUUUUUUAGGUUAAAUCCCUCUACCUGUGAUGAUCAGUGCUGCAUCGUAGUCUAUCAAACUGUGCCGGCGGUUUCAGUGAUAAUAGAACUGUAGUUUUUUGGAGGUUGCUAACAUGGCUUAUAAUUUGGACAUUACUCCGAAUUACUCCUAUGUAUUCGAAUUCGAGAACGAAUUCAUUCAUCAGAACUCUCGGAAAUGGAUGACAGAAAAUUGGACUGUCGCGUUUUACUAUGUGGGAGUCUACAUGGCCUUUAUUUUCUUUGGGCAGUUGUACAUGCAGAACAGACCUAGAUUCGAGCUCCGGCGCACCCUGAUUGUGUGGAACAGUAUGCUGGCCGCGUUCAGCAUCAUGGGCGCCUGUCGGACGCUGCCAGAGUUCAUCCACGUGCUGCGCAACUAUGGGAUCUCACACUCCAUCUGUGUGCCAAGCUUCAUCGAGCAAGACAAAGUGUCCGGCUUCUGGACAUGGAUGUUCGUGCUGUCGAAGCUGCCCGAGCUCGGCGACACAGUGUUCAUAGUGUUGCGCAAGAAGCCGCUGAUAUUCCUCCACUGGUACCACCACAUCACCGUGCUGUUGUACACCUGGUACUCCUUCACUGAGUACACUUCCUCCGCGCGCUGGUUCGUCGUUAUGAACUAUUGUGUUCACAGUGUGAUGUACUCAUACUACGCGUUAAUUAGCAUGGGCAAGCGGCCGCCCCGCUUCCUCGCGAUGACCAUAACGGGUCUGCAGCUCACGCAGAUGAUAGUCGGCUGCGCCAUCAACGUCUGGGCGCACAACUAUAUGGCCACCGCUCCCCCCCACUCCUGCCACAUCUCAAACAUCAACAUCAAACUCUCCAUGACCAUGUACUUCUCCUACUUCGUACUUUUCGCCCAAUUCUUCUACAAAUCCUACCUCGCCCCAAAAGGCAAGAAGGUAAAAGAAGACCCGAUGCCAGAAAUUCCUCGCUCUAAGAAGGUUGAGAGCAAUGGUUAUCCGAGGCAGAGAAACGGUGUAGUGGCCGCGCACUAGUCUAAUCAGCUUGUGAUAUGUGUUAGAUGUAAUGUACAGGUAUUGGUUACUCGACCGAUUGGUUGUCUCGUCUCUAAUAUUACGUAUAAAGGCCAAGAUCCUCUUUGGGUUGUGUAAACGCUUGCCCGUGACAGUGGGAAACAGUUUUUCUCGCGUCAUUAAUAUAACUUUCUAAAACCUUGACAGUUUUGGUCAAGUUAGUUGAUAAUUACGAUUUAUUAGUGAGUAUAGUUAACGCUAAAAAUAAUUUAGUGUUGAAAUCAGUACAAGCAAUCGAUACAAAUAGCUUAGUGGACGCUGUGAGCGCUGUCCAUGGGUGAGCGAACACAAUAAUGCAUUUUUUCUCAUAUUUGGUCGUGAGGAUUUUUAAGAAUAUCAUACACUUCAAUUGAGUUUCAACAUUAACCACACAGUUCUUGAUUUAAAAUUCGGUUAUGGGCCGAGGAAAUUGGAGAAAUAAAAAAGAUAUAUAUUUGAUAUAUGUUGUUAUAAAGUAUUGACCGUCUGAAAUAUGAUUUGUUGCAGUUUUUAUUAUUAUUUGUAGACUUUGAAACCUUUUAAAAUGACAAUGUGUUUUUUUUAUAGUUUUUAGUGUAUAUUUUAUUAUGUAGCCUUUUACUAACGAAUGUUUUCAACCGUAAAAUUUAUUUUAACUGCAGCUACUAAAAUGUUAUCAAAUACAGAAAAUCUUGACAAAGUAUAGUAUACCAGAUAUGAGAUAUUACAAUACAAACGAGAUUUAGACCACAUUGGGCAAACUAUAUCUAUCUCGUUUUAUUUGAAUGCAAGCGAUAGAGACAGAUUUGUUCCAGUGUCCAAUCGAUGGGCCGAAUCGACCGGAGAACAUUCCAUGUUUAUUUGCGAAUUUAUGUUGACGCUUCCUGUGGAGUUAUCAUUUGCGGAAUAUAUCAUGAAAUUAAUUUAUUUUUUUAAUAUGUUUUGUAUAUUAAUUAACAAAACACACGAAAAAUCUACAAGUGUACUUUUUGAGUACAAAUUUAAGUACCUACUAAAGCAAUGUAUAAAGCGUUAUUAUACAGUCUCUCAAAAAGUGUGAGUGAAUAAUAUAUAUUUAUCUAUAUCCAUAGGCAGUUUUGAAUGAAUGUUCAAAAUUAAGUGUAGAUAUAAUCUUGCUUUUUUUUAUACAUUUCCUGAUAAAAUAAUUAAUUUAGUGAGCUAUUCCGCAAAGCGUUCUAAAAUUGCACAAUCGCAUUUUGUAAUUAAUGUCAUGUUAAAUAUUUUUCUGACAGUUUCUUUUAAUUGUAAAAUGCCCUUAUGCAACGACGCGUUAGUGUAAACUUGGCUUUUGUAUGGGUUAAACUUGUGUUUUGCGAGGACGGUGAUGUGUAUUCUCCUAUAUUGCAAUUUGUACAUGGCUCUUUCCAUAGAAAAGUGCAUAAGUGUAUGAUAGAACUGGAGAAUACAACAAAAAUGAGGUAUCAAUAGCAAGCCGAAUUAUUCAGUCACAAGAAUUGAUGAUAUUAUCUCUUAAGGGCCCGGCCUCAAUGCUUCGUUGCGUUAACUUCCGUAAUGGAUUAACACAGAAUAACGCAAAAAAAAAUAUGAAGUGUCAAUGUCAAAACCUAUGUAAAACAAGGGGCGGCAACGCGCUGCGUUGACGCAAUGGAGCACGAUGCAGCAAUGGUGCGGGGCUCUAAGCCAAUCUAACAUUAUGAUAGUGACGAAGUGAUUAAUUACAACAGGGUACAAUAGAUGGCGCUGAAGAGAGCUGCAUACAAAUAGAGGUUUGAAUCGGGCAAGCAAAGUUUCUUAAUUAUGAAUUUCGUACGUUUGCUAUUGAUACUUUGCCUUGCAUACCUCCGUUUUGAAAAUAGCCAAGAUUCAGAACAAAAUUUGCAAAGGAUUGUAUUUAAAAUGUAUCUGUUAUAGUACUCUAUGUACUUGGAUACAUAAAGCUUAACAAUUAGCAUCCCAACCUGUAUAAAACAUCUAAUUUGUUGUUGUUUAACAUAUUUAUUGCAAAAAGUGAUUUUUUUUUAAAUAAUUUAUUUUUAAAUGGAUAGUUUUAACGACCUGUACAGAUGAAAAUUAUGGGUUUUCGCUUAAGACCGCACGUGCGGAUAGGAAUAGUUAAUACUUUGAAACGCUUGUAUGACAAGUGCACGAAGUGUAAGAAAUGUAAUUCCUUAUAGUGGAAUAAGCAAUAUUAAUGUUCCAGAAAUUGGCAGUUUGUGGGGUUCGUGGCUAAAAUCGAGAUGAAUUCGGGAGGAAUUAAUUUCCAUACAUAGAAAUGCAAUUUGGAAAAUCAAUGGACACUCGUGGAUUGCAAACUUGCAUACCACACACAGGGACACUUUAAAGCCACGGGUACCUUAAGCAACAUUUCACGCUCAAAAUAUCGUUCUUUUUUUUUCAUUCCAAUUUGCAUGAGUGAGAUCGACUACGUGCUAUUUCACUCGAGUCAAUGGUAAUGCCUGAGAUAGAUUUAUGUUGCGCGUCAAAUGUUGCCUAAUGUAUUCAUAGCUUAACACCAACGUCCUCGAAAGACUAGAAAGCUGGUAUCAUAAACAACGUUUGUUCUGAGAGUUUUUGUGUACUCGAAACAAAAAUUUAAAAGUUAGUAUAUAUAGUACCUCUAUGAUUGCGCUAGAGUUAGCGCCGUCGCACCUCACUCGCCCGUCUCGCCCGCGAUCGACAUUAGUGUUUAGCAUUUGAAGGGAUAAGUAAGCAUAGAUUAAUUUUUGAAUGGAAAUAAAGUUUAACGAUCAAAACUCGUCGAUCAGACGUCGUUGCGAGGUUGCUGGUAUUUUAAUAUGACCCUAUAUUUAACUGAACACAAAAUAAAGAUUUAUGAUGUAAAAUGAUCUUGCCAAAAACGAGACAAAAGAUUUAUGCAAUUUUUCAACAUGUGCGAGUAUCGUUACGUAAUCGAAUGAAAGUUAUUAGGUAAAUAAAACCUGUCGGUAGGGUGACUAUUCUUUGAUAUUGUGUACAUGUGUUCGCAUGUUCAAAUUAAUGCUUCCGGCCUACUACUGACCUUUGGCCAAGAGUGAGUGGACUUCCUCAGUUAUAAAAAAAUGGUUGUACUAACUUUACAUUAGAUAAGUAGGGCAUUUAAAAAGUCAAUAGUUUAGCGGUUACCUCGUCAAAUUCGACAUCGGUCAGUGCGAGUUUAGGUAUAACUAGUAUAGUGACUUGAUGCUACAUCGCCCCAAGUGUGGUAAGCGUCUUACAGGCGAUAGUUAGCAUAGCUUGUGUAAUUUGAAAUGGCGCGCUAUUGUCAUCUCUCUCUCUCUCUCUCCCUCUGUCCCGGUUGCUUCCCCAGCCGUAGAACUUUUGAUCUUGUUCUUUUCACCUUUACACGAUACUUGGCAUCAGUAGUUACUAGAUAAUUUUCAAGCAUUUCCUUGACGAUUUCCAGCCAGCACUUUUUGAGUUUUUCCCUUCUGUCAAGAUCAGGCGAAAGCACAAUAGCCAAACAUUUGUUUUUAUAUGCAACGUACGAAUGCAAAUUUUAUUUCGCGCAUUGUGCCGUCAUUUCAACUUAAACAAGAUAUAGUACUUUCCCCGUUCUUCUAUUGUUUAGUCACAAAAUCUAGAAACUGGGAAUAGCGUUAUUAUACCAGAUUGUCGCCUAUGGAGUGUCCAUUUCGCCAUAAAAAACAAACUAAUUAGCGAAUGUAAUGCAACGUGUCAAAGCAUCAAAUUUGUGAUUUUUAAUAUUUGUAAUUUUAAAGUACAUCAUUAAACUGAACAAAAUACAAAUGUUUGUACAAUAAUUUCCUGGCCUUUCUAUAUUUUUGCAAUUUAGGUGUGAUUUUACCAAGGAUUAGCAAAGGCACCACUGAUAGCCUCUCGUUCACACAUUAUGCCGUCUAUAUUCACUCAAAUUGAGGAACAUGACAACAGAGGUGGGUUAUGCCCGGGUGCAAACUGGGCAUAUACAUUUUUGCCCUGGCGUAAGCCAUAUCUUGUUGUCAUUGUCAUUUCCUUUGUAUAAUAUAAAUGAAAAGCUUAAAAACGUGCCGAAACAUAAACGUGAACGUUUAAACGUCUUUUUGGCUAUAUAGUCUCUUGAUAACAUAAAACGAAUGUGAAAUUAGCUAAAGUUAAGCUAAAGUUGUGUCGGUUAAUGCGUUGGACUAUAAACGAUCAUACAGUUCUAAACUAUUUUGAUAAGAUGCAGUUUAGACUAGAUUUAGAACAGGUCAAUUUCUUUAGUACCUACCAUUAUAGAAGUCACAAUUAAGGUAGGGUGUAUCGAAAGUAGGCUGUUAAUUUAUUGAAACCAUUGCUUCAUUGUAAAAUAAUGAAAAAAAAAAUGGGACGACUAACAAAUAGUGUAAAAGUUAAAAAUUGUCAUACGUCAUUGUAUAACUAAGGUUGGGUAUUCAUAGAAAUUGAGGUUUUUUUUUAGUAUGAGGAUACUUGCAUAUUUAUUACAUUUUUCUGCAGUAUUUUUUAAUUUUUGUUAUUGUUUUGUACAUCUAAAAUGUUUUUAGACGAAUAUUGCUUUACCCCUAUAUUAGACUGCCAAAAUUGAAAGGCUUGUGUUGUCGUUUUGAAUUUAAAUAUGCUACUUAUUUUUAUUUUUACUACUUAAAUAGGGUUAUAUGCCCCAGUCUUUUUAGGCAUUUUUUAUUGGUACCUAUGGUAUUCCAGGAAAAAUACUUGCAUUUCUGUUCUCGGGCUCGAUUAUUUAUUUCGUAAAUCGCAAUUUCUAAUGACAAAUUUCUUUUUUAGUUUUGUUCAAAAAUAUACAAAAAGUUACCAUUCUAACAGUGAUAAAAUUAUAAAAAAUAAAAUUAUAACGUGAUCGAAAAUCAUCGGUGAAAAUCGAGCUCCAGACCUUUCCUUGUAAAUUUAUAUAAUAAGUCCCUAAAUAUGUAUGUAAUCUAAUCGAGCAAACUGCUUUAUAUUAUGUAUUGUCUUGAAAAUCCUAUUUCAAAUGUAUUGGGAGAGUUCAUGUAUGAUAUCGUGAUACAUAAUUUUAUUCAUUACCCCAUGGCCGUAUUAUAGCGGCGAAACGUUUCGUAGCCUCUCCGACAUCAUAAGAUUUUCAUAGCGAGCGAAAGAGAUAGCAAUAGAUUAUAAUGCGCCCGAUAUUACGGCCAUGGGAUAUCAAAAUAGUUGUUAUAUACGUUGUUAUUUGUGUUUAGAGAUUGAUGAAGUGCACUGUAAUUAUCAAUAGGUUUUCUCUGAGAUUAUGUUGUCUUGCAGUGCAUGAUUCACAUAUUCAUAUAUAUCACAAUAUCUGAAUUAUAUGAAGAUGCUCUGAAAAUAGGUAUAUUCACAUAAAAUAUACAUUUCAUCAACGUGUUUGAAGCAUUUAGAUAUUUUUUUAUUCAUAUUAUUUCAUACUGCAUUUAAAAAAAAUUUCAAACCUUACCUACAAUCUUGUUCUGCCUAGGAUGACAUAGCGGUUACAGUUCCAUGAUCGAAAUGUAAAAUAUUUAAAGAUAUAUUUUUGUGAAAGAUGUUAUGUGGUUACAAUAAAUUCUGGAGAAGGUACUUUAUAGCGUCAGAUAUUCAUACAACACGAAAGUGGAAUUAUUCUUGCAAUCAUUAAUUUGUAUUUUCUGGGCAAAUAAAGCGUUAAUGCGUAUACCAUU